Molecule: messenger RNA, 1200 nt
Organism: Boeremia exigua
Lineage: Eukaryota; Fungi; Ascomycota; Dothideomycetes; Pleosporales; Didymellaceae
Exons: 2
Coding region: 187-1098 (303 amino acids)
Source: RefSeq, a predicted model, not a curated record
CUAAUCCACCUCAACUAUACAUUUAUAUAGGAGCCGAGAAUGAAUGAAUCCAAAAUAAAAAAUCACAACUCAUCUGCACAGCAACACAUCCUCCACACCAAAACAAUACUCACUCGCAUCUUAAACAAGACUUCCAUCAUCUAGUUAAGACAGCACAGAAACCCACACAAAACCCAAACAACAGCAAUGUCGAAAGCAAUUCUCAUCACUGGUGCCACUGGCAAGCAAGGUGGCUCGACCAUCAAUGCUUUGCUCAAAGCGAACGCCGACUUCGACAUCAUUGCGCUUACUCGUAAUGCCCAAUCAGCAUCCGCACAGAAGCUCAAGGCAAAGUCGACACGGAUCAAGAUCAUCACUGGAAACCUUGACGACGUCGAGGAUGUUUUCACAAAAGCCAAGCAAGCUGCCAAUGCCCCGAUCUGGGGCGUCUUCAGUGUACAGCUCGCAAUGGGAGAUGGUGCAACUGUUGUAACGGAAGAGGCGCAGGGCAAGGCUUUGAUCGACGCAGCUAUCAAGCACGGCGUCACGCACUUCGUAUACUCAUCCGUGGACCGAGGUGCCAACACAGACAGCGAUCCAACAAAUGUCCCGCAUUUCGCCAGCAAGCACCGGAUCGAGCAGCAUCUCUUCCAGUCGGCAGAGGGAAAGAUGAGCUGGACCGUUCUUCGCCCUGUUGCCUUUUACGAGAACCUGAUUCCCGGAUUCUUCGGCAAGAUUUUCACCACAAGCUGGAUCAUGCACAUCAAGAAAAACCAGAAACUGCAGCUUAUCGCGACCAGCGACAUUGGGUUCUUCGCUGCUGAAGCUUUCCUGAAGCCGGAGGAGUUCAAGAACCAGAAGCUCUCGAUCGCAGGUGAUGAGCUGACAUACGAUGAGUUCAAGGCCAUCUUCAAGCAGAAGACAGGCCAGCAAUUGCCCACUACCUUCAGGUUCCUCGCUGCUGGUGUUCAUAUGAUGGUCAAGGACCUGGGAUUGAUGUUCAAGUGGUUCGGCGAGGUCGGAUACGCGGCUGACGUGCAGGCGGCAAGGGCGAGAAACCCGAACAUGAAGGAUUUCACUACAUGGCUGAAGGAGGAGAGUGAGUUCAAGACUCUUUGAGGUUGAAUUUGACGACUGAGCGAUGUUUUGUGUUUGCGGAGUUUAAUAUCCACCAUAGAUUUCUGUACUUAAUCAAUGGCACUACAAUGUUUUACAGAAAAG